AAAAGGAAAAGAGACAAGAAAGCAGUGUGUGAUUGCUAAACCUUAAACCCUAAUUUUGAAUCAGAGUAAAGAUAGAAAAGUUGAUGGGCCGGCGAAAGAGCAACAAUAAUCAGUGUUCCUCUAGCAAGGAAGACGCCACCAUGAGUAACCACCUUCGCUUUGAGGAUGCCGAGGAGGCUGUUGAAGAGAGUUCCAACCUCGACCAAUCCAUGUGUGACAUCGAUGAAUCCGAUGAUAAAACCAGUGCCGACUACUAUUUUGAUUCCUACUCUCAUUUUGGAAUUCAUGAAGAAAUGUUGAAGGACACUGUAAGAACUAAGACAUAUCAAAAUGUUAUUUACCAGAAUAAGUUUCUAUUCAAGAAUAAAGUAGUUCUUGAUGUUGGAGCUGGGACUGGGAUUUUAUCACUAUUUUGUGCCAAAGCGGGGGCAGAACAUGUCUAUGCGGUUGAGUGCUCCCAUAUGGCUGACAUGGCAAAGGAGAUUGUUGAAACUAAUGGUUUCUCUAAUGUUGUGACUGUUCUGAAGGGGAAGAUUGAAGAAAUUGAGCUUCCAGUUCCUAAAGUUGAUAUAAUAAUUUCAGAAUGGAUGGGAUAUUUCUUGUUGUUCGAGAACAUGUUAAAUUCUGUGCUCUAUGCACGUGACAAAUGGCUUGCGGAUGAUGGAGUUGUGUUACCUGAUAGAGCAUCCCUUCAUCUCACUGCCAUUGAAGAUGCAGACUACAAAGAAGAUAAAAUUGAGUUUUGGAACAAUGUAUAUGGAUUUAACAUGAGCUGCAUCAAGAAGCAAGCCAUAAUGGAGCCUCUUGUUGACACAGUUGACCAGAAUCAGAUUGCUACAAAUUGCCAACUACUCAAGACAAUGGAUAUCUCAAAAAUGGCUCCUGGAGAUGCUUCAUUCACAGCACCUUUUAAGCUUGUAGCUGAACGUGAUGACUAUAUUCAUGCCCUUGUUGCAUACUUUGAUGUGUCGUUCACAAAGUGUCAUAAAUUGAUGGGCUUCUCUACAGGACCAAAGUCACGAACUACACAUUGGAAACAAACAGUCCUAUAUCUGGAAGACAUCUUGACCAUUUGUGAGGGGGAGGCAAUUGUAGGGAGCAUGACUGUUGCACCAAAUAAAAAGAAUCCCCGCGAUGUUGAUAUAAUGGUUAAGUAUUCAUUGAAUGGAAAGCGAUGCAAUGUUUCAAGGGUUCAGUACUACAAGAUGCGUUGAACCUGAUUUGGUUUAUUGGUUGGCUCAUGCCGUUUGUAAGAUUUUGACAAUUGCUGCUUCUAUCUUAAACUAGAGGCAACCUUCUACUGAGUGUCACAUGUUUGCCUUUUUAUUUGAAUUCUUUCUAAUAUUUGAACAUUAUGUUUCCAUGAAAUGAUAUAAUUUGAAAUCUAUUAUUGUUUACCAUUCUA
This is a messenger RNA of Vigna umbellata (rice bean), 1405 nucleotides long. It is a transcript of the gene PRMT11, whose product is annotated as arginine methyltransferase 11. NCBI's taxonomy places the organism in Eukaryota, Viridiplantae, Streptophyta, Magnoliopsida, Fabales, Fabaceae. Gene Ontology annotation, biological process: chromatin remodeling; peptidyl-arginine methylation, to asymmetrical-dimethyl arginine. The record is from RefSeq and is a predicted model, not a curated record. Gene Ontology annotation, molecular function: protein-arginine N-methyltransferase activity; histone methyltransferase activity. Gene Ontology annotation, cellular component: nucleus.